GACUAGCCAUCUUCUGCCUCGGCCACAGCUUCUGUGCACCUUGGAGUACCUUCAUACCUGCAGAGACCAGCCCACUUUGCAGUCAUGAGAAUCCUUUUCUUCCUCGUUGCUGUUCUCUUCUUCCUCUUCCAGGCUGCUCCAGCUUACAGCCAGGAAGCUGCUGACACCUUGGCAUGCCGGCAAAGCCGGGGCUCCUGCUCAUUUGUCCCAUGCUCUGCUCCUCUGGUUGACAUCGGGACCUGCCGCGGCGGGAAGCUGAAAUGCUGCAAAUGGACACCCAGUUCCUAAAACUGACACCUCACUGGCCACAGAAACAAGAGCUCUGGGCAUCUGUGACAUCUCCCAUCUUUGAACACCAAUGGAUCCCAGCUUCGGUGCAAGCCUGGGGAGCCUUUCCAUGGGGGUGAAGGCCCUUAGGAGCACAAGAAGAUCUGAGGAGGAGUUCUUGUACCCCAAUAAAGAGAUUUGCAUCUUCAAUUCUAAUAAAAGCAAGUCAUUUUGAAACCACA
Messenger RNA from Apus apus (common swift), 509 nucleotides. Its product is annotated as gallinacin-9. The record is from RefSeq and is a predicted model, not a curated record. Lineage: Eukaryota; Metazoa; Chordata; Aves; Apodiformes; Apodidae. Bases 85 to 288 code for a protein of 67 amino acids. Gene Ontology annotation, cellular component: extracellular region. Gene Ontology annotation, molecular function: CCR6 chemokine receptor binding. The transcript has 3 exons. Gene Ontology annotation, biological process: defense response to Gram-positive bacterium; defense response to Gram-negative bacterium; innate immune response in mucosa.